Messenger RNA from Theobroma cacao (cacao), 2535 nucleotides. Its product is annotated as enolase (DUF1399). The record is from RefSeq and is a predicted model, not a curated record. Lineage: Eukaryota; Viridiplantae; Streptophyta; Magnoliopsida; Malvales; Malvaceae.
CUCACCACAACUAGCCACGUGGCUAAUUGUUUUUUUCCUUUUCACCGUUUUCUUGCAACCUUAAACUAAUGUUUCUUCGUACUUUUGCUUACAUGUUUACAGAAACCAUGUGUCAAGCAAAGCACAAGCUCAAGCUGAAGCUCUGACAAAAUGUCUAACCAAACCUUAAACGACAUGUCGUCGUCGUCGUCGUCGUCGUCGGGAGUAAGGAGUCUCAGCGAGAUAUCGGAGAAGGACACGGUUCAUCUCAGCGUCGAUCUCGUGUCGGCGGCGAGACGAAACAUUGGGUUCUUGAGGAGUGUGAAUGAGUGUCAUUGGCUUCACCAAAGAGCAACGAUUGUUGAAGCAAUAAGGAGGUAUGAGGAGGUGUGGAUGCCGUUGAUUUCUGAUCUGACAGUGGUGGGGUCAACGCCUCCUAUGGUUUUGCCACCUUUUGAUGUUGAGUGGGUUUGGUUUUGUCACACCUUGAAUCCUGUUGCUUACAGGAAAUACUGUGAGUCAAGGUUCUCAAAACUAAUUGGAAAACCAGCAAUCUUCAAUGAAGAAAAUGAAGAGUAUGCAUUGAUGAGAUGCAGAGAAAUCUGGGUUCAAAGACAUGAAUCUGAGCCUUUUGAGAAUGAAGUGGAAUCAGAUUCCCAAGACCCACCAGGGAUAAAUCAAGAUCUUUUCAAUCAAGUUAAAAAGCACAAGUUUCUGUACUCAAAAUUUUCAGAACCAUACUUCUUUGAGCUAGUGUAUUUGAUAGCAGCAAGACAAAGAUACAGAGGAUUCCUGUACAUGAUGCAAAGGUUUGGAGAUGGGUGCCUUAGAUUUGUUCCUGCUUUGGAUAUUGUCCUAAUGCUGCUGACUCAUCAGAGCUACCCAACAGUGUAUGUAGAGGAUUUGAAGGACAAGUGGGAUGAUAUGGGCAAGGUAGUGGGGUUAUGGGAAACUGUAAAAGAAAAAGAGGUAGACGAAUCCAAGAACCUAUGGGAGAGAACCUUUGAUCAGCCUUAUGAGAAAGCUGGAGGUGGGCUAGCAGUGGAAUUGGACAAUCUUAAGGCCAAGCGACCAAUCUACUGGGAGGUUUCAGAUGUAGAUGUUAACACUAAAUACAAGUCUAUGAUCCCAAGGUUCCUACUUGAGGUAUGUGUUUUUGUGAGGCUCAAUGAUCGGACGAAGGUGAGCAAUGGAGACACAAAACACAAGUUUCUACGUCUCCGGGCAGUAAGAUGUCACAGGGAGCUCAAGCUUGAUGAAUUAAUCUCCAACUUUUCGUAUGAUUCAUGGCGGAAAGCCUGGCAUCUCUACUGUGAGUUUGGAACUAGAGGACUUAUGGUUGAGCUUCGUGGCCGCGGUGGUCGCUGCUUCAAAGGAAGUAAAUCGCUGGACUCAAUGCCAUUUUAUUGGAAUGAUUUACUAAGGGCACCCUCUAUUACUUUGUCAAGAAAGGUUGAUCAAGUGAGGAUUGUUGCUUCUAUAACUCCCCCGGUUCAAGCCCCCUACUUGUUGAAAUGUGUGCCUGACAGAGUCACAGAUGAUUCAGGAGCCAUGAUAUCUGAUGUGAUUCUGAAGUUAAACAACUACAGGCCUCAGAAAGGUCGUUGGCUGUCCCGGACAGUUCUAGACCAUGCUGGGAGAGAGUGUUUUGUUGUUAGAAUAAGAGUGGGAGGAGGAUUUUGGAGAAGAGGAGCUGAAACUCCUUCUGCUGUGAAUUGGGAGGACAGGAUAAUUGAAAUACGGGAAGGGUCUUGGUCUUAUGUCGCUGGUUCCAUUGGUAGAGCUCCUGAGAAAGUGGUAGGAACAGCCACACCAAAAGAAUCUCCAGAGCAGUGGCAAGCGGCAUGGGAGUUUUCAACAGGUGAUGAAUUGUUGAUCAAUUGGGGAUCUUCGACCUCAAGUUCUGGCCUGAGUUUUUGUCUAAAAACUCAAGAAUCUUUCGAUUCUUCCGUGAUGUUGUUGAGGGGACGAAAGAUGCAAUAUCAAGACAAGGUGGCAGGGUGUGCCGCCAAAGAAACCAAAACCAGACAAGAAGAAUAUGCAAAGGAAGCUGAUGAUGAAUACGUGACCCUGGUAAGGUUCACAGAAGAGAACCCAACAGGGAGAGCAACCGCCCUGUUGAACUGGAAGCUGUUGGUGGUAGAAUUGUUGCCCGAAGAAGAUGCUGUUUUGGUGCUUCUGCUUUGUGUUUCGAUACUCAGGACUGUGUCCGAGAUGAGAAAGGAAGAUGUCGGAAGUUUGUUGAUAAGGAGGAGGUUGAAGGAAGCGAAACUCGGUGCCAGAGACUGGGGUUCUGUCGUACUUCACACUUCUUCACUGCCCUCAUCCAUUGCUUCACCUUGUCUGCAACCUUGGUAUUGGAAUGCUAACAAAGUGAUGGCACAGCAUGAAGGUAACAGUAUCACAAGGCAACCGGCAUCUAAUUAUUCACCUGUUGAAGGUGGCGAUAUGUUGUACAAGCGAGGGAUCAUUACAUAAUAAGAAAUCCUUCAGAGCAGACUUUGUACCAUUUUUUUAUCAGAAAUGGAAAAGGGAUGCACUAGAUUUGCAUGACAA